This is a messenger RNA of Purpureocillium lilacinum, 1164 nucleotides long. RefSeq lists its product as uncharacterized. The record is from RefSeq and is a predicted model, not a curated record. NCBI's taxonomy places the organism in Eukaryota, Fungi, Ascomycota, Sordariomycetes, Hypocreales, Ophiocordycipitaceae.
AUGGCGACGUUUACGGAGGACUUCCUCCAGGGCCAGCCACACCUAAGAAGAUUUCCGGAGUACAUGCCGGGGCUUACGCGCCUAAGCAAACUCAUUAUCCGGAUAUCAUUGCUGGUCGACGACUUCUUCCACCGCGCAUCCGUGACCCUGGCUAGGCCACUCAGUGGAUGUGUCAGUAAUUGUGAAGAUGGCGAGAGCUCCGCGCCAGUUCGGCGAGAAUUUGACACUUUGUCUCGCACCGAGCGCGCUCGUUUGCAGCGGGCAAUCGUGAAACUCGAAACAUACAUCGAAAUGUUUUCCUUCCCAACCCUACGCCGUUAUGAGCAGUGCAAACAAUUUCUCCAGAACUUGGACCCUUGGGAGGUUGAGGAGAUGAGCUGCGUUUAUCACCACUUUGUUCAAAAGCUGGGUAAAAAAGUCUGCGAAGAGCAAAACAAACUGGCUGACAGAGUUUUGAGCCAUCCUUUGACAGGAGUCGACAUCGACGAUGAAGUGCUGGUGGCAACUGAGUGCGGAGACGGAUUCUCCAUUCGAAGCGUGAACUCCCAGAAGAACGAGAUGGCCACCUUCGAGCCUGGUAAAGAUCACAGCUUGUUUUUCUUUUCCAGGGAUUACAACAGCAGCAAGCUCGCCCAUUUCGAUGGCAUAAUAUCGCGGAGCAUGGGCAACCUUUGGGAUCUCUGCGUCAAGCUUGAGCAAGGCGGCGAGUCGUGCCGUUUUCGGAGAAGAACAGGAAGCAUAUUUGCAAGCCUUCCGGAGACCAUAGACCGCUUGGCGUCCCCACUGGUUGAUACCGUGCGACCAAAGCUUUCCGACUUCACGGAUCAUCCGUCACAGCCGAACAUGGGCUACUACGCCUUCAAGCGCUCCGCGAAUGAGAGUUAUCUUGGCGUCUACAGAUCGGAUUCUUGGGCUAUCCGCGCAAUGGGGUACGUCUUUUGGGAUCUGGACAGGUUGCGCCAGCCGGUAGUUUGGGCCAAGCUGAGAGAGGCUAGUAAGAUGACUGGAGAUCACGCCAGGGCGGCGUACGACCCGUCGUUGCAUACAAGCGCGGAGGAGAAGCUGCGGGGCAUUCGAGUCUCGGUACGGCUGAUGGAAGAACUCAGUGUGGAGGAGUAUCGAGACCGCCGCCCUUCAUCUUACAACCGGAUCCCCCUCGUAUGA